Trichoderma atroviride IMI 206040 is the source of this 924-nucleotide messenger RNA. RefSeq lists its product as uncharacterized. The record is from RefSeq and is a predicted model, not a curated record. Lineage: Eukaryota; Fungi; Ascomycota; Sordariomycetes; Hypocreales; Hypocreaceae.
AUGAAAUGGAUUGUUACCCGCUACCCAAAACCAUCCGGCCAACUCAUCGCGCUAGGCGCCAUUCUGUCCGAUCCGGAAGAUCCAGAAACUCGUCUGAAUUGGCACAGUACAACAGACAUUGACCCAAAAUAUUUAAUCGACGAAUCUACAGCUGUUCAACGCGUGAUACACGCAGGAAUAUCCAAUGAUGACCAUAUUAUGCUCAAAUUGACUCAGCUUCUGGGUGGUGGGCUAAAUGCCAGCGGAGGGGCCAAAGAUGAUAGGAAGACGACCAUUGACGCAGUGGAUGUUGAAGCGAAAACAUUUUUGCCGGAUAAAAAAUACAUGAAUGCCUGUAUGGAGACCCCCGAAGUGCAGGAAUAUGUCAAAAAAUGCAAUUUUUCGAAGACACUAUACAUGAUAAUUGGCGUUGCAUCAGCAAACAAGCUUCGCAUAAGAGAAGAAUCGUCAAAACAGCGCUCUGCAGGGGUGGGCGUAACUGCUUCAUACCCGGGAGGACUUGACUUGGGGACUGUAGGAGGGUGCCAUAAGAACACGCAGACAACUGUUUCGGAGAUGGGUACGGAACAGAAAUGUGAUUUCGCUUAUCGGAUUCGAGAAUUUACAUAUUGGAAGUAUAGGAGGGAAAAGGUCAAAAUGAAGGCUGAUCGGAAUGCAGGAGCACUGUUUAGAACUGGAAACACGGAAAAUGACGAGGGCUAUGACGAUAGCGACGACAGUGACAACGAUGCUUACGAGAAUGUUGCUCUAUUCAAUGAGUUGAAAGAGGUGGAUGUUUCUCGAAGCAAUGAGACGGUUUUUUAUUUUGAAACCUAAGGUAAAUGAUAAAAGACCAUAAAAGCAAGAGUCUAUUAUUACAGUAUAUAAGAAUUCGUAACAUUUCAUAUUAUAUUAUAGUUUGAAAGCAUCUGCAAAUAAAUGUGA